Messenger RNA from Rhagoletis pomonella (apple maggot), 3144 nucleotides. RefSeq names its product dynamin-1-like protein (gene Drp1). Gene Ontology annotation, molecular function: microtubule binding; GTPase activity; GTP binding. Gene Ontology annotation, cellular component: membrane; mitochondrion; cytoplasm. The record is from RefSeq and is a predicted model, not a curated record. Bases 137 to 2365 code for a protein of 742 amino acids. Lineage: Eukaryota; Metazoa; Arthropoda; Insecta; Diptera; Tephritidae. Gene Ontology annotation, biological process: mitochondrial fission. The transcript has 9 exons.
GCAACGCGAUCUCAACUGUCAGUUCAGUUUUCCACCGAGUAGACAGCCCAAAGGUAUAAAGAAUUGUGCGAAAACUGUAUUUUAUAUGCUGCAAAUUGAACAAAGCUAGUGUUGUGUCGCGAUUGUCUUUGCCAUUAUGGAAGCUCUCAUUCCGGUUAUAAAUAAAUUGCAAGAUGUCUUCAACACUGUUGGCUCGGAUUCCAUACAAUUGCCACAGAUUGUAGUACUUGGGAGUCAGAGUUCCGGCAAGAGUUCGGUCAUUGAAAGUUUAGUAGGCCGCUCCUUUUUACCACGCGGUACUGGUAUUGUGACACGUCGUCCGUUAAUUUUGCAGCUUAUUCAUUGUCCAUUAGACGAUAGGGAGCACCGAUCAGCGGAAAAUGGCACAGUCAACGUUGAUGAGUGGGGCAAAUUUUUGCAUACUAAAAAGAUAUUUACGGAUUUUAAUCAGAUUCGAAAUGAAAUCGAGGAAGAGACAGAUCGUGCUGCCGGCUCCAAUAAAGGCAUUUGCCCAGAACCUAUCAACUUGAAAAUAUACUCAACACGCGUUGUAAAUCUAACGCUGGUUGAUUUGCCAGGUAUCACCAAAGUGCCCGUUGGUGAUCAACCGGAAGAUAUUGAAGCACAAAUUAAAGAAUUGGUUUUGAAAUACAUCGAUAAUCCCAAUUCCAUAAUUUUGGCCGUAACCGCAGCCAACACUGAUAUGGCAACAAGUGAAGCCUUAAAAUUGGCUAAAAAAUGUGACCCUGAUGGUCGACGCACCUUGGCUGUGGUAACAAAACUCGAUCUCAUGGAUGCGGGUACUGAUGCCAUUGAUAUAUUGUGUGGUCGUGUGAUACCGGUGAAACUGGGUAUUAUUGGUGUCGUAAAUCGCUCGCAACAAGACAUUAUUGAUAAGAAGCAAAUUGACGACCAACUCAAGGAUGAAGCUGCAUUCUUGCAAAGAAAAUAUCCUACACUAGCAACGCGCAAUGGCACUCCGUACUUGGCAAAGACGUUAAACCGCUUACUCAUGCACCACAUACGCGAUUGCUUACCAGAUUUAAAAACACGAGUCAACGUAAUGUCAUCACAAUUCCAAUCAUUACUUCACUCAUAUGGCGAAGACGUGUCGGACAAGAGCCAAACGCUGUUGCAAAUCAUAACUAAAUUUGCUAGUGCAUACUGCUCCACAAUCGAGGGUACAGCACGAAACAUCGAAACAACAGAAUUAUGUGGCGGUGCACGCAUUUGCUAUAUAUUCCAUGAGACAUUCGGUCGCACUCUCGAUUCCAUACACCCGCUGUCUGGUUUGAGUAAAAUGGAUAUAUUGACGGCUAUACGCAAUGCGACUGGACCGCGGCCUGCGCUCUUUGUGCCGGAAGUAUCGUUUGAAUUGUUGGUAAAACGUCAAAUACGGCGCUUGGAGGAACCUUCCCUGCGUUGUGUAGAGUUGAUACACGAGGAAAUGCAGCGCAUAGUGCAACAUUGUGGUAAUGAAGUGCAACAGGAAAUGUUACGCUUCCCGAAGUUACAUGAAAAAAUUGUUGACGUUGUUACCCAGCUCCUGCGUCGACGCUUACCAGCCACAAAUGUUAUGGUAGAACAUUUGGUGGCUAUUGAGUUGGCAUAUAUAAACACCAAACAUCCAGACUUUCAUAAGGAUGCCGCGCUUGUACCCAGCUUACUGAAAGCGGAUCAUAUUAUUGAACCAUUCAACAAUUUGAGUGCACAAUUGCAAAGACGCACGAAUACUCCGCGUAAUUCUAACUCAUCGCCUCAGGUGUCAGCAACACAGCAGCAACAACAACAACAGCAGCAGCAACAGCAACAACAGCAACAUCAGCAACAACAACUUCAAAAUGAUACUCAAGAACAAAACCAUAUUGGUGAGAAUGCUGUCGGCCACAGCUGGCUAGCAACUAUUUUGCCUCCAGCACCAUCGACAUCGCCAGCCACACGUGCUCUGGAAAGUCAGGAUAACUCUGCAAGCAAUACACCAUUACAUAAUAAUAUUCAAAGCCCAAUCAAACCGGUUAACUUGUUGCCCGAUAUGCCGGCCCAUCAUGGUUCAAGACGUUUAACUGAUAAGGAACAAAAUGAUUGUGAUGUUAUUGAACGCUUAAUUAAGUCAUAUUUCUACAUUGUGCGCAAAUCCAUACAGGAUUCUGUACCAAAAGCUAUAAUGCAUUUCCUAGUUAAUUACGUUAAAGAUAACUUGCAGAGUGAGCUAGUCACACAUUUGUACAAGUCGGAAAAGGCCGAAACUUUACUCGAUGAAUCGGAUCACAUUGCAGUACGACGAAAAGAGGCGGCUGAUAUGUUAAAGGCGCUCACCAGGGCAAAUCAUAUAAUAAGUGAAAUCCGCGAAACGCACAUGUGGUAAAGAUGAUAAAUGCGAAUUUUUGUGGUAUAAAACGUAUUUAAAAUACAAGUCUUCGUUGGUGCGCUUCUUCAUCUAUUAUUUGUAUUGUUCAUAAUACAUUCAUAAUACAUAUAUUCGCAUAUUCAUUGUCGAGUUUAAUGUUUAAUUUUCUUUUCCAGUUUUUACAAUGCAAAAAAAAGAGAAACACCAGUAUGAAAAAAUUUCAAUAAUAAAAUAUAUUUGAACUAUUCUUGCAACGUCUAAGUUGUUAAAUUUACGAAAUUGUACUCUUAUGUUAGAUCUGUCAAUCGAUUUUGUAACCGAAGAGACUUGAGAAAGUAAAUGGGAAUGUUUUUAAAAACUCCACUUAAUGCACAGUUGAGAGUAAUUGAAUAUUAAAUGAUAAACACAGCAUACAUUUUGCAUUUAAUGUAUUUCGGUUAUCAAAAAUAUAUUAAAUAAUUUAGCAUCAAAAUUUUCCUUUUGAUUUAAAUGAAAUGAUCUAUAAAUUAUUGCAUGUUACCAGUCGAAAGUUAUUUUUUAUGCUGUGAAUGAUUAAAUAUGUAUCAAUAUUUGUUCGUUGCGUUUCUUGUUGUAUAGGAUUAAUUGUCUGAAAAAAUAGUAUUGUUAAAAAUUUUUUCAUACAAUAUUUCAUUUGGCACUUAUAAGCAAAUGCAUCUAGCGAAUUCAGUUUUUAGAGCAAAAUAAUGCAACUACUUAUGCGCUAUUAUAUACUUGUAUAACAGUGAAUAUAAAAUAACAUGAUUUCGCGUUGAAAAAAAUAAAAAUGAAAACGGAAA